UUUUUUUUUUUUUUUUUUUUUUUUUUGCGUUUCUUGAGGAGUUAAGAAACGCACCGGCACUGCCUGGAAUGGUUGAGCCUAGCUCUCCAGCGAUGCACCUCCUCUCCAAUGUGGAAGGCAGCCUGACAUGUGUUGGUGUCAAAGUAGAACAGGAGGAUAUCAGUAAAGGGACUGGACUCAUCACCAACACCGAACCUACUCUGAAGAUGUCCCCCUCUCGUGACUGGGUUGGGAAUCAGCCACUGAUGGCUCGUCAACUGACACCACCACUCUCCUGUUCACCUUUAGAGGAUUCUCCAGGUAAAGAGUUGCCACACAUACAAGCCCAAGUAACACUCAAGGAGACAAAGCUCCGGGAUCCACCAAAAGGACAGUCCAAGGAAGGAAACCCAGAAUCUCUCGCGGAGAAGGAGCUCCAGUUGUUGAUGAUGAUCAACCAACUGAGUGGACUAAGGGAGCAGCUCCUGGGUGCCCACUCUGAGCAGAGGAACAUGGCUGCCUUGCUUCUGGAAAAACAGCAACAGCAAAUGGAGCUAGCCCGGCAGCAGCAAGAACAGAUUGCUAAACAACAACAGCAGCUGAUCCAGCAGCAGCACAAGAUCAACCUUCUUCAGCAGCAGAUUCAGCAGGUAAACAUGCCCUACGUGAUGAUCCCUGCUUUCCACCCCAACGCCCAGUCUCUUUCAGUCCCCUCUGACCCACAGAUAAACUUGCCAUUGCAGCCAAUCCCAUACAAGCCAGCUCUGGAUUAUCCCAUGCAGCUACUGUCCACGCCUGUCAAGAGGAGCGGUGGUUCCAUCCGACAGGAAGCAGGUCAGCCUUUGAAUCUGACGUCCAAACCUAAAGGACUGGAGCUGGGUAAAGCCCACAGUCCAAAAUGCAUGGAGCUGGGAUCGCUGGGGGUGCAGGGCACCUACAUACACAGAGAUAUGCCAAAGGACGCAUCAAACAGCCCACCACGAUCUGCCCUCACUUUACUCAGAGACAGUGAUGUAGUCACCCAGGCCAUCCAUGAUGCCCAGCAGCUACUGAGGAGUCACAAUGCCGGAGGCCGAGAGAGAGAAACCGACAGAGAAACCAGCAGAAAAUUGGACUGCAAAUAUCUUCCUUGUGGUGAGAGAAUUGUGCACUCCGAGCAAGGUGACGACCGACACACAUUGCUGUCCACUGAUGACCACCUCAGCAGUGACUCUGAGAGUGUUCCUCGCAAGAUUUCGGACAGAGGAGUGCAAAGAAUAAUCAGAAGAGUUGUCCAAGAGCCAAAGAUCACUUGUGGAGAGCUUCAAAAAGACCUGGAAUUAGCAGGUACCCUGCAGGUCCCAGGCAGCUACUCUGAGGCCCGCCCCCCUCCGUCUUCAGGCCACAUCAAGAGACCUAUGAAUGCCUUCAUGGUUUGGGCCAAGGAUGAGCGCAGGAGAAUCCUGCAGGCCUUUCCUGAUAUGCACAACUCCUCCAUCAGCAAAAUCCUGGGCUCCAGGUGGAAGUCCAUGUCCAACCAGGAGAAACAGCCUUACUAUGAAGAGCAGGCCAGACUGAGCAGGCAGCACCUGGAACGCUACCCAGACUACAAGUACAAACCCCGGCCCAAACGCACCUGUAUCGUGGAGGGACGGAGGCUGAGGGUGGGCGAAUACAAAGCCAUGAUGAAGAGCCGCCGACAGGAACAGAGGACACCAUACACCAGGAGUCCAACAGAACCACAGUCCAUCCACUACUCUCACAAUGACGCCUUGUACCCGGUUGGUGGCGGCAGCGGCGGCUCUGUCUCCAUGGGAUCCAUGUCCUUUCACUCCUCCGUUCUGGAGCACUACCUGCCGCAGCCUCCGCCGAUGUCGGGCCCGGCCACGCCUGCCCCUCUGCCCCGGGUGAGGCAGACGGACACAGAGCUAGAGCAGGCACCGUAUAGCGAAGGAGAGGAAAGUGACAGAGGGGAGAGAAGUGAGGGGGAACUUGUGCUCCUCACAGAUUGAAAAGAAUACAUCAGAAUUACCUGGAAAUGAAAGAAGGGAUUUGGUUGUCACUGAAUUUUAGGAAGCCCCAUUCGCUUGUAAAUUAUCCCCAGUGACACACACCCAAUGCACAUAAAGGCGAGCUCUUAUCUCACUCAUUGCAUGUUAAAAGUCAAUAAGGACGUCCAUUUAGAACCGGGCAAUUUCAAGUUAUAAUACAGUAUAUCAGGUUACAGUCUUUUCUUGCUCCAAUGUUGUUGGUCAAGAAGGCUAUGGAUUCUACAUAGAAAGGAUUAGCAAUUCAUCUUCUAUUUGGGACAUAUUUGGCUUAUUCAUACGCCUGCACUGCCUCCUGCAGAUGAAGUUAGAUUGUCACAACAUAGACAAACCUUUAUAUUUGCUCAUGGUCCUUUAAAAUGACCUUAUUUUGAAGGUUUGAUCUGUUGCAUCAUGCAUGGUGGGCCAAACCUCUGGCCUUUUUAUAUACAUAUACACUACAUAUACAUAUACACAU
Messenger RNA from Phycodurus eques (leafy seadragon), 2463 nucleotides. RefSeq names its product transcription factor SOX-13-like. The record is from RefSeq and is a predicted model, not a curated record. NCBI's taxonomy places the organism in Eukaryota, Metazoa, Chordata, Actinopteri, Syngnathiformes, Syngnathidae. Bases 69 to 1970 code for a protein of 633 amino acids. Gene Ontology annotation, molecular function: RNA polymerase II cis-regulatory region sequence-specific DNA binding; DNA-binding transcription factor activity, RNA polymerase II-specific. Gene Ontology annotation, cellular component: nucleus. Gene Ontology annotation, biological process: regulation of transcription by RNA polymerase II; cell fate commitment. The transcript has 14 exons.